This is a messenger RNA of Cottoperca gobio, 3295 nucleotides long. RefSeq names its product solute carrier family 25 member 10b (gene slc25a10b). The record is from RefSeq and is a predicted model, not a curated record. Lineage: Eukaryota; Metazoa; Chordata; Actinopteri; Perciformes; Bovichtidae. The transcript has 11 exons. Bases 656 to 1516 code for a protein of 286 amino acids.
AACGUCACAUAGUCGUAAAUAAUCAUAUCAUACUUCCAGCGGUCUUUUCACGGUAACUGGGUGAAGUUUGUGUUCGCUGGAGAAUGACGUUCCUUCCUCUUAAAGGGACAGCGUGAGUAUUUCGACUCUACGGCUGCAGGGAGCAUGCGUAUCACUUUAAAACCCGCAUGACAGUCUGCGGAGGUGAAAGUGGGCCGUGUGUGUGACUUGGUACUGUUCGGGGCUUUAGCAUUCUUAUACCCCGCCGACCGCCGUCGACCUUUGAAUCUCGGAGACCUGGGCGUGUAGGCAGUUCCGCCGUCCACGGUGCCAAUUGGCUGAGCUCUUCUCCGCUGCAUACAGCUGCUUCCUACUGCAUGUCGUAGCCCAAACACAGCCGACAGUGCACACACACACACACACACACACACACGCACGUCAUGUGUGCACGAUGCUGCUGGAGCCCAAAGUCCCCCCGGUCAGUGACGCGGUCUCUUAUCUGAAUGUUUGAAGAUUAACGAGGUUAUCGGUGUCCUGUAGACUACAAGCUACUGCCAGCUGUACCCUGCAGGCCAGGAAGCCGAAAGAGCAGGCGGACAGCGUGUCGAAGGCGGACUGACUUGGAGGAAGGAGGUCGCUGCUGUAGCUGCAUCGGACAACGGCAGAGCUCGGAGCCAUGACCGAGAAACGGAUGUCGCGGUGGUAUUUCGGUGGGCUGGCGUCCUGCGGAGCCGCCUGCUGCACGCAUCCUCUGGAUCUGCUGAAGGUACACCUGCAGACACAGCAGGAGGUGAAGAAGAGGAUGAUGGGGAUGGCCGUUCAUGUGGUGAAGAGCGAUGGGGUGCUGGCUCUUUACAAUGGCCUCUCUGCCUCCCUUUGCAGACAGAUGUCCUAUUCCCUCACCAGAUUUGCCAUCUAUGAGACAGUGAGGGACAUGAUGGGCAGCACAAGUCAGGGCCCCAUGCCCUUUUACCAGAAGGUCCUGCUGGGAGCCUUCGGAGGUUUCACUGGAGGGUUUGUUGGUACGCCCGCAGACAUGGUGAAUGUCAGGAUGCAGAAUGACAUGAAACUACCACCGGAACUGAGGAGAAACUACAAACAUGCCGUCGAUGGGCUCUUCAGAGUCUUCAGAGAAGAGGGUGUGAGGAGACUGUACUCAGGAGCCACCAUGGCCUCCAGCAGGGGAGCGAUGGUCACUGUGGGACAGUUGGCGUGUUACGACCAGGCCAAGCAGCUCGUGCUGGGCACAGGCAUCAUGGGGGAUAACAUACUCACACACUUUCUUUCCAGCUUCAUCGCUGGAGGCUGUGCUACAUUCUUGUGUCAGCCUCUGGAUGUACUAAAGACGAGGCUGAUGAGCUCAAAGGGAGAGUACACAGGGGUGACUCAUUGCUUACAAGAAACUGCCAAGCUUGGUCCGUUGGCAUUUUACAAGGGUCUGGUCCCCGCAGGGAUCCGCUUGAUUCCUCACACAGUGCUCACCUUCAUCUUCCUCGAGCAGCUCAAGAUAAACUUCGGCAUUCGCAUCAUCUCCUGAGCACGCUCAGUGACCGGCCGCAUUCCCGCCCCCACAACUUCCCCUCCCACAGCACCCUGUCAUCGCUCUUCUCUUGGCAUUUACAAGCAAAGAAGCAAGAAAGGGAGUCGUGUACAGUUUGUUAUGGGCUUGUGCAUGUUCCCCUUCUCUUUCUGCUCUACCUCCUAUCUCACCACUAGUAAUGAUUAUUAUGAGCACCAGCUUCUAGAAGGGACAAUGACGAGAACUAAUGGACGGUUUCCUUUUGUCAGCAUAGAACAUGCUAAAUGUAAAGGCGCUUCAAAUGUGAUUAAUAGAACGGCCUCCCAAAUUCAGAGAGGAGAUUAAAACGAUCUCCCGCAGAUGUUUAAUGUAGUCGUCCAGUUUUAAGUUCAGCUUGGGUUAGUUACGUGACAGGAUGAGACGAGAUUAAGUGUUUAUUUAGAGUUAAGGAGCAAUUAAUCUGUCACGACAGACUAAAUGUUGAUUUUCUUUUACUAAUUCCAGUUCAGAUUUUGUGAUUUUAUGUUUUAAUGUCAGCAGUUUCACCAGUGCUGUGCAGCGCCCUGAGAGCUCACUCCAGUGUGUGAGCCACGACUGUGACUUAAAAAGUUAGUGCCAGGAAUGUGUUUCCUACUAAUACGAAUACUUUUAUUGGUGUCAUGUUAUCAUAUAGCAGAAGUCCAAAAUGCAAACAAACACAGUGUAGCCUUGUCAUCAGUGCCAUUCUUUCCCAUCUGUAAUAUUUCCCAAAAGCCAUUCACUGAAAGCUGUUGUAAUUACAUGGUAAUCAUUCCCAACAGCGGUGACCAAAUGUGAUGCACCCCGAAUGUAACAGUUCAUUCGUUUUGCGUUUCUCUUCACUAAAUGUUUUAUAACUGGAAGUCACCUACUAACAGGUUAAACUGUCGUUAACUUUUGACCCGAUUCUCCUUUACUUCAUUCCGAUUCCUCUGUCAUCGUUUCACUCCCAAAUGUAUUGGAGAAGAGGACCAAGCUUGUUCGUCUCGUGUUUUUAAGUAAGGAGGGAGUUUGUGGAGGAAGCCCAGUGACAUUCUGUACGACCACUUGAUCUCUUAAAAAGGUUCUUACUGAUCGAACAGAGAUGCAUGUAGAGGACUGCUGAACUGUACAAGUGUACAUGUAGCAUUUCCUUCCGUAAUGUUUCGUUUAGCUGAAUGCAUAUCAGACUUUAUGACUCAGGAUGCUACUGUUUUAUAAGGCACUUUAUAACAAUCUCUGGACUCCUACUGACUAACCUGCUGCGUAGAAACACAUGCUGCAUACUAGAACAAGCUCUAAUAGUAAACACAUGUAUUCAGAUGUUUUGAAUUCACGAUGUUAGAAGGUUAAAAUUAAGGCCAAUCUCUAAUGCUUUGUGACUCUUGCCAGUUAUUGUCCAGCGAUAAGUUUGGCCUUGGUUCAGUGACAUAAAGCAUUUCCUGUGCUGUGCCUGCUCUGUUGACGUCAAGUCAUGUUGCCUUACGUUAUGUGUCCUCCAGGGAGCAGUAUAGUAACGUGAAUGAUAUCAAUGCCAACAACCUGAACUCCUGGGUAUCCUGUGAAACCUUCAUCUGAGGAGAGCCAUAACUUUAGAUCAGCCUCAGACUGUAACUGUGCACGUUGUUAUGCUCAAGUGUCCCUCAACAAUGUGAGGUACUGUAGAUCAGCCAUAGAGAGUAAUGUUAACCCCAGGUUUAUUCAUAUGCACAGAAAUGAAACUGGAGGGGCCCUCAGUGCUGGGUGAUUAUACUUUGUAGAUGACUGACUAAUGAUUUUGGAAUUAAAAUACUAAUGGGA